AUGACUCGGAGAGGCGGCUGGGAAAUCGCAGACAAUGCCGAGAUCGCCUCCUUACAAGUUGAACAGCCGGCAAUAUGCCCCGCCUCGUCAGCAGAUACGGCACAACCCAUCGAGCUGCAGGCAGCUGACUUUCGAGCAGCCGCCAAUGCGCAACAGCCGCUUCUGACCAUGCCUCUAGAGAUACUGCUGAUGAUCAUCACGCUCAUCCCCGACCAGAUGGUUCCGUACACCAUGGAAUCAUUUCGACGAGUGUGGCACAUCGACGUGCACGAUACAGCGAUGCUCCUUCCCAUCUCCUUCACAUGCAGGCGACUCCGAGCCAUUACCUUGGGAUGUCCAUCCCUGUGGACGAGCAUCCCGUAUGGCCCUCGUCCACAGCUGCGACUUUUUGUUCAAUGGAGCCAAGGCCUUGCCUUGAAGACUUUCUUGUCGAAUCCUAUGCCUUGGGAGGAUCAGAAACUCCCUGAAAACGCGGAAGAACUCCUGACUACGGUCCGGGAGCUAGACCUUGGCGAUCUGCAUAUCUGGUCGAUUCCGCUCGAACCCUUAUUCUCCCGUCCUAUGCACAAUCUUGAGACGCUCUCUAUACAUUUCGUCGAGGACGCACAGCCUGAAGAUGCCGAUGAAACUGGGCAAUAUCUCUUCGAAGUACCUCUCAUGCAAGAGCACCUCCCACGACUCCGACGCCUCUAUCUGGGUGCAUGCGACAUCACUUCAUACGACAUUCUAUCCUCACUCACGCAUCUCGCGCUUCAUGUGAUCAUCAUACCCCAUGUGCAUAAUUUCCUCGAGUCCAUCCUACAGGCUUGCCACGCACUCGAGUCGCUACACCUUGAAGAAGUUGAAGACCAACAAGACCUACUCCACCCGACAGAAUACCGACCUCUGCCAAGGGCGCCCGUCUUAGCGACAACAUGUCGCCGCCUCCGUCGAGUUGCGCUGUCGUUGUUAUACAAUCGGCUGGCGUCGUUCGUCCUCUCCCUCAUUCUAGCAGAUCAGCAGCCGCUCGUGGUUCAGCUUCACACCAUCUACGCAGAUACCAGCCAGCCGACCAUUCACCAACACCGCAUCCUUGACCUUGACGCCAAACCCUCGCUAGUCACUAUCGGCAGGUACCCACAACCACAUAACUUCGUAAAAGAAUCUCCGCUUGUAUGGGGCAUGACCGCCUCUGGCUUCCAGCGUACUCUUCGCGUGGUCGGCGACACACUACAGGAAGCCACCGAUCCUCUGCACGAAGGCGGCGCUGCGAUGAUCGCGGAUGUGCGCGAGCUGUGGCUUGCGGACGUUUCUCCUGCUAUCUGCGACGGACCAAACACGCUCCCCGCCUUCGACGUCGCUGCGCUUCGCGCCCUCAUCAGGAGCAUGACUGCGCUCGAGACGGUCACGCUCGUGAACCAGUUCCAGGCGCCAUGGACGAGCGCACCCCCAAGCCUCGGUCCGUUGCCUGACGGGCGUGAAGAUGGCCCCCUCACCGCUCGCCCGCCCAAAGUUCGCAUCGCGUACGGGUACGGGAAGCAUGUGCUGCAGCGAUGGACCGAGCGGCCUGACCCACCGUACGCGGUGCCCCCACUGGACCUGACGGGUAUCCUCGACGAGGUCGCGUCGGGAGCGUACGGCUAUGUCCGGCACCUCGUGCUCGAGGCCCCGUCUCGCGUCGAGGUCGACGUGGACUCGCGGCUCCGGAAGCGGUUCUAG
Messenger RNA from Trametes versicolor FP-101664 SS1, 1698 nucleotides. RefSeq lists its product as uncharacterized. Bases 1 to 1698 code for a protein of 565 amino acids. Lineage: Eukaryota; Fungi; Basidiomycota; Agaricomycetes; Polyporales; Polyporaceae. The transcript is spliced from 3 exons. The record is from RefSeq and is a predicted model, not a curated record.